Terrapene triunguis (Three-toed box turtle) is the source of this 1440-nucleotide messenger RNA. It is a transcript of the gene NEU4, whose product is annotated as neuraminidase 4. The coding region runs from base 1 to 1440 and encodes 479 amino acids. The record is from RefSeq and is a predicted model, not a curated record. Lineage: Eukaryota; Metazoa; Chordata; Testudines; Emydidae. The transcript is spliced from 4 exons. Gene Ontology annotation, biological process: oligosaccharide catabolic process; ganglioside catabolic process. Gene Ontology annotation, molecular function: exo-alpha-sialidase activity. Gene Ontology annotation, cellular component: membrane; lysosome; cytoplasm.
AUGGGAUCGCGCCAUUUCCCAGCUCGCACCGUGCUGUUCGAGAGGGAGCCGAGCGGAGUGACUUACCGCGUUCCAGCGCUGCUCUACAUCCCCUGUAUGGCAAAGCUGUUGGCCUUUGCUGAGGAGAGGCUGAGUAUUGAUGAUGCCCAUGCAAACCUGCUGGUGCUAAGACGAGGGACCUUCCUCAGGAACUAUGUGGAGUGGGAAGACAUGAGAGCACUGGAGACUGCGACCUUGAAGCACCAUCGGUCCAUGAACCCCUGUCCUGUCUACGAUGAAUUCACAGGCAUCGUCUUCCUCUUCUUCACUGCUGUGCUGGGCAAGACUUCUGAGGCCUAUCAGAUCAUCACAGGCCAGAAUGUCGCCCGCCUGUGCUACGUGUCCAGUUCCGACCAGGGGCAGAGCUGGAGCAAGGUUACCGACCUGACACAGCAGGUCAUUGGCAGGUCCAUCACAGAUUGGGCCACUUUUGCUCUAGGCCCUGGCCAUGGAAUUCAGCUCAAGUCGGGACGACUGCUGGUUCCAGCCUACACUUACCACAUUGACUGCAAGGAGUGCUUUGGGAAGCUCUGCAAGACAACCCCUCACUCCUUCACCUUCUACAGCGAUGACCACGGCCAGAGAUGGCGCUUUGGCGAGUUCAUCCCCAACCUGCCCACCGUGGAAUGUCAGAUGGUCUCUGUGGAUGAGGAGGAUGGCAGCAAUGUCCUCUACUGCAAUGCCAGGAGCCCCUUGGGCUUCAGAGUGCAGGCACUAAGCAUGGAUGAUGGAGCAGUUUUCCACUUGGGGCAGCUUGUUCAGCGGCUUGUAGAGCCCCCCCAUGGCUGUCAUGGCAGUAUCAUUGGCUUCCCUGCCCCUCUCUUCUAUGCCCCAAGCAGCCCCUAUUCACGAUGGACCAUGUCUUUGGGCAGCCAGCUGCAGGACCACCAACAUCUGGCAGGGUCUAAAGAGCCCAGUCCUUCCAGCAGCCAUCACAAGAUCCAUGAUUCCAUGUCCUCAGCUGUGUCAUGUGGAGGUCAGGAGCAGCCUGAACCAGGAGCUGCUUCCAAAUCCAUUUUCCUCUUCCAGACCCCAACAUGGGUGCUCUAUUCCCAUCCAACAAGCUCCAGGUCUCGGAUCAACAUGGGUGUCUAUCUCAGUACGUUCCCCAGGGAUGCAGAUAGCUGGACAGAGCCCUGGGUUAUUUAUGAAGGCCCCAGUGCCUACUCAGAUCUGGCCUACAUUGAACUGACCUACUCUGAGUUCUCAGCCACUGGGAUCCCAGCCAUAGCCUUUGCUUGCCUGUAUGAAAAUGGGAUGAGGUCCCCCUAUGAGCAGAUCUCCUUCAGCAUGUUCACACUGUAUGAUGUGAUUCAGAACAUCCCCCUGAAAGCCACAUCACCAGACCCGAAGCACCACUUGUAUAAGAAAAAGAGGGGGAGGAGUUGUGUCACCUCCUAA